Messenger RNA from Monascus purpureus, 321 nucleotides. The record is from the annotation of a GenBank genome assembly. NCBI's taxonomy places the organism in Eukaryota, Fungi, Ascomycota, Eurotiomycetes, Eurotiales, Aspergillaceae.
AUGCUUACUCCACUCACCCCUAGCACGAAUCCGCCUCCCCCAGAAAAAGAAAAGAAAGGGCACCGGAGUCAACGCCGCAGCAAUGCACCCGAAAACCGUCGAGCCCCAACUCACGCCCAUAUGGUGAUACAUGGGAAUGAUAAAAAGAGGAAACGCGCCCGCGAGGAUGGAGCGCAGGAAUGUAUUCGCCGCAAUGGCACUGGCGCUGAAGCGGGUGAAGGUGUCGAUAAGGUAGUUCAGGGCUGCUUGGAAGAUGGUUGUGAAGCCGAAGCCGAUGAAGGAAAUGCCGAUGAUGGAGGGCCAGAAGUUGAUAUUUUUUGA